Molecule: messenger RNA, 1029 nt
Organism: Enterobius vermicularis (human pinworm)
Lineage: Eukaryota; Metazoa; Nematoda; Chromadorea; Rhabditida; Oxyuridae
Source: the annotation of a GenBank genome assembly
UUACAGGAUUUGGAGAUGCUGAAUAAACGAUUAUCAGAAAGACCACCGGAUGAUGGGAUAGCUGGUCUACAGGAAGAGUUGAUACUGGUUAAGAUGCGAGAAGCUGAAGCAUCGUUGUCAAUCAAGGAAAUGCGCCAAAGGCUUGCCGAAUUGGAACAACAUUGGACAAAGUAUGUGCAAAAAAGAAGCAACGAUACAUAUGGCUCCUCAAAAUCCCAGGAAAAUCCGGGGGAUUCACAUCCACAACAAUCAUCACCAUCGAAUGUUCCACAAACUGCCCGACAACGUUUAGCAAAACUUACGGCAUCGUUGAUUGGAGUUGGAAAUUCGGAUACUAACGACAAUGAUGCUGAAUACAGUAAUUGUUUGCACUUUUUAGAUGCUCUAACGUUGAGGGAACUUGAAGAUCAAUUAAUGGGUAUUCGUAUUCGUGAAGCUGAUACCGUUGCUGAGCUGAAAGAAAUGCGUCAGAAAGUGAUGGAAUUGGAAACUCAGAAUCAUGUAUGUACAAAUCAGUUGAAACGCCAAGACGAAGAACUGAAGAGAAUGAGGGAAGAACGAGAUUCUGUUAUGCAAAAAGAAAAGGAAAUGGUUGAAGUAGUGAAAGAAGAAAGGAGAAAAGCUAUGGAGGCAGAGAGUGAGUUGAAGGAACAGUCUGUCAUGCAACGGUUAAAAUACAGUGAAGCAAUGCAGCAUAUUGCAGAUUUGAAGCAAACAAUAGCACAGUUAGAGCUUAAGAAGGCUGAAAAGUGGACUCAUGCGCAACUUCGAGGUAGUUCCGUAUGUGAUAUGGAUGACGAAUCGGUUGGCGCUAUGGGUUCACGUCAUUCGGUUGCAAGCGGUGAUGCGCUGUCAAUAGGCAGUGAAGAUUUGACGGCACUAAUUGCUGAUAUGACAGUACGUGUACCAGAUAUGAAUGAGGAUGGUUCAGCCACAGAAACCGAAGAACAUCGUGUCAAAAAGUUGGGUGUUGAAGAAGACGGUAAUGACACAACGGAUAGUGGCCUUCAGAUGAGUGACGGCUUAUAG